Lachnellula hyalina is the source of this 537-nucleotide messenger RNA. RefSeq lists its product as uncharacterized. The record is from RefSeq and is a predicted model, not a curated record. NCBI's taxonomy places the organism in Eukaryota, Fungi, Ascomycota, Leotiomycetes, Helotiales, Lachnaceae. Gene Ontology annotation, biological process: regulation of transcription by RNA polymerase II. Gene Ontology annotation, cellular component: mediator complex. The coding region runs from base 1 to 537 and encodes 178 amino acids. The transcript has 2 exons. Gene Ontology annotation, molecular function: transcription coregulator activity.
AUGUCACAACCAAAAUCAGAAACAGAUUCAAGCUUCAAACCCCUCACAAAAGCAGAGCGCAUCCAACAGCUCAAUGAUAUCGACAAGAGCAUAACUACUCUCCUGCACUCCGCAGGCCUCGCCCUCAAGACCCUGACCGACUCCUCAUCCUCGCCCUCUUCCCGCCGCACCGCCUUCCAAUCCGCUUCGGAAAGCUACCUCAAGACGCUGCAAAAAGCCGACAUUUCCCUCAAGCGCCAGAUCUGGGGCUUAGAAGAAGCGGAUAUUAUCCCCGCGGAAAAGGCUAAAGGCAAGGAGGGGAAAGAAGGAAAGGAUAUGUUUGCGAUGGGGGGUGCGAGGGUGGGUGGUGAUGUGAAGGAAGGGAGGGUGGAAGAGGGGGGUAUGGGCAAGCUGGAUAUUGGGUGGUUGAAUAGUCGUGGGGGGCGGGUGGAGAGGGACAUGGAGGCGGAGCUGUGGGGAAGGGCGAGGAUAUUCUUAGAGGGGGAUGGUAAAGGGAAAGAAGGCGAUGAGGAGGGGGAUGUUGAGAUGGGGAGUUGA